Messenger RNA from Danio aesculapii, 4050 nucleotides. RefSeq names its product mannosyl-oligosaccharide 1,2-alpha-mannosidase IC. Gene Ontology annotation, biological process: N-glycan processing; carbohydrate metabolic process. Gene Ontology annotation, cellular component: extracellular exosome; Golgi membrane; endoplasmic reticulum. NCBI's taxonomy places the organism in Eukaryota, Metazoa, Chordata, Actinopteri, Cypriniformes, Danionidae. Gene Ontology annotation, molecular function: mannosyl-oligosaccharide 1,2-alpha-mannosidase activity; calcium ion binding. The coding region runs from base 1413 to 2909 and encodes 498 amino acids. The transcript has 8 exons. The record is from RefSeq and is a predicted model, not a curated record.
AGCAGAUCAGACCGCCCAGGAGAACCGGACACUCACAGCUCCACUCGCCUGCUGUUUGCGGAUCAUAUCGGCAUCAUUUCAAGCCGUUUUCAGCGAGACUCUUCCCCGCAGAGUACGCCUACCAUCGGCGUGCAUUUCCUUCCGUGCUUCUGUGGCGCGCGCGGAAGAGAGCGCGCAGUAAUAAUGGCAAGAUACGGCGUGUUUUCGUUAGAUUGCAUUUCCGAAGAAUGAUCCAUCCAUCAGUCGAUCGCAUUUCACGAGCACAGACGUCCUCCUUUAUGCACUGGACGUAGACUUUCAUGCGCAGGGGAGAGUUUUUGAGCAUGCACGGCGCAUAAGCAGAGGAAACCAACAGUUUUUGCAAACACUUGGACCGCAUUUCGCCGUCGCGUCGCCUCUUGAUUCGAUCUUUGGAUGUAUUUUUGCGGCUCUUGUCUGCUGGAGUGAUGUGCAUUGUGGCAAACGCGCGUAGAUGAUAUGAAGUAACCUGCGAUGUUGCAAUUUUGGGGGUUAUCUAUUGAGAUAUGUCUUGUUUCGUUCUGCAAACUUCAGCAUUGCACUGUUUGGCCAUGAGACUUGAUCAUCAGCGUCAUUAGAAAGCAGUUGUGUGUAAGAAUAUGGAUGCUUGAUUUUUAAUGCAAGGGGUUUGAUGUGCAUUAACGUCACUUUCUAAAUUACAGCGAGUCUCAUUAACUUCAGAAAGCUUGCUUUUUAAUUAAUGCGUUUUAGUGGGUGGUCAUUAAUGCUAUGCAUGACAUUUUAGCUCUCUUAAAUGCUGCUUUUGACUUUAUAAAGUGCAUUCAAGUUUAGUUCAGCAUCGUCAACGUGUUUGCGGUCACCUUAAUAUACAAGGCAUUUUAAAUGCAUUAAUGUCAUGCAUGUUGGCUGUGCAUGCGCAUACAGACUACUUUAAUGCAUUCAGAAUGCAUUCAUAACCCCAUUGCUUUUCGUACUAAUUUAGCCCCAUUGUCAUUUCUCCAGAAAUCAUUAUAUGUUUGAUUGGCGUUGUGUGUGAUACUUGUGAAUAUUAUUUAUAAUAUCCUGCUUUAACCUCACAGAAUACACUCAAGUCCAUCAAGUUUCAGAUUCAUCUCCUAGAUACGCGUCGUUGUCAUCUUUAGGAGGCAGUGUGUAGAUACUUUUGUCCGAGUCGCAUGCUGGUUUGCCAGAUGAGAUGUUCUGAAACUGAAGGAAACCGCUGUUGACACUGAUGCGCAAUGACGCUCUUGCUGUGCGCGAAUGUGUCGACUCCACCUGUAGUUUCUUAAAUCGAUUGAUCCUGAUAGAUUUGGGCACUGUGAACAGGCUAGAGUUCAUUCUGCGCUUUCUAGCACACCAGAAACACGUGGGGUUUGAUCGCACGCAUAGUGUGUUUUUAUUUCCGUACAUUAGUGUAGUAUCGCGCGUAUUAAAUGGUGCUGCGAAAGUUACCCGGUGUCUCCGCAUCGGGCAUGGGGCUUCGUCUUUCUCAGAAAUUCGUCUUUCUGCUGUUCCUCUCGGGCUUGGUCACUCUGUGCUUCGGGGCGCUUUUCUUCUUACCCGACAGCGUGCGUCUGAAGCGCAUUUUCCUCUCCAAAAAUGAGAGUCCCGCGGUGACCGUGGGCUCCGACAACGAGCUUUCCAAAAAGAUGCCCGGGGACCCAGAGCAUCAGCGCGCGGGUUUAAAGGGUGCUGAGGCCAAUCUCAAACUGAAAGUGAGCCGCAAGCCCUCGGUCACCCAUGGAGCGAGAACCGUGGAGAGAUCGGUUGGAAGCCGGGCGCAGGACGAGUGGAGCCCGGCGAGGGCGCAUGAACCAGCGGCCAGGGACGAGCGGGUCACCGCGGCGGCUCAUAACCGGGAACACAGCAGCUCUUUCAACUAUGAGGCGUUUAAAAAGUGUCUCCUGAAACCAGCUCUGGGAAAGGACCAGGGAACUCCAUCUGACUCCGAGACGCUUCAGAGGAGGGAGAAAGUCAAAGAGAUGAUGAAGUUUGCCUGGGACAACUAUAAGCUUUACGCUUGGGGAAAGAAUGAACUCCGACCUCUGACCAGGAAUGGACACAUCGGGAACAUGUUUGGUGGUCUACGAGGAGCCUCAAUCGUGGAUUCUCUGGACACGCUGUACAUCAUGGGCCUCAUGGAGGAGUAUGAAGAAGCAAAGGAAUGGGUCCAAAACAGCCUCGACCUGAACUCGAAUGGUGAGGCAUCUCUGUUUGAGGUCAACAUUCGUUAUGUUGGCGGUCUUCUUUCUGCGUUUUACCUGACUGGAGCUGAGAAGGACCGGACCCAGAGAACACCCAGGCAAGAGAGAAAGCCCAGCUUGACCGUCUGCCGCCACGUGUCACACACUCAGGACCAGGAGAAGGAGCCUGCUCCAGCAGCUUUCUCGUUCUCCCCCUUUAAAAGAAGCUUUGGAGGAACUCAAAAAGACUCUCUCAGUAGCGUGAAGGUUCUGAAAGCGAAAAGGAGACUCUGCGAUGCACAGCAGGCAUCUUUAUACAAUAUUGAUUCCACUAAACUGGGUCCAGAGGCGUUCCGCUUUGACGGAGGAGCAGAGGCCACAGCCACACGUCUGAGUGACCGAUACUACAUCCUCAGGCCAGAGGUCGUCGAGAGCUACAUGUACAUGUGGCGUCUGACACACGACCCCAAAUACAGAGAGUGGGGCUGGGAGGCCGUCGAGGCUCUGGAGAAGCACUGUCGUGUGGAUGCGGGUUUCUCAGGAAUCAGAGAUGUUUACGCCACCACAGAUAGUCACGAUAACAUGCAGCAAAGCUUCUUCCUGUCCGAGACGCUUAAAUAUCUGUACCUGCUGUUCUCAGAAGAUGAUCUGCUGCCGUUGGAGGAUUGGGUGUUUAACACAGAAGCUCAUCCGCUUCCCAUCAUCCGCAAAACCUGCAGUACAGACGGACAGACGCCACUGGAGUAACAUCACACACACACACACACAGCUUAAACACGGAUUCAGAUGCAGGGCUGAAACCUCACAGCCCUGACAUGGAUUCUCAGCUCCUUUCCUGUAAAGGAUCUUUUCAUAGAUAAUAAAUAAAUAAUUAUAUAUAAAUAUAUAUAUAUAUAUAUAUAUAUAUACACACGCUGUGAUUGUAUAUCUCUGAGCCGAGACUCUCUGGAAGUCAGAAGUCGGCACAAUUUUUUCCGUGGACAAUCAGUGAAACGUGACUUUCUUGAGAAGAGCACCUUUUUUCUUUGCUUCUUUCCUCUGUGAGGAAAAAAAAAACGAAUAACUUGCAGCCCCGAAUCUGUGGGAGGAGCGGCGUGUGAUGGUGGGCCGCGCCGAGCGAAAGAGAAAACCACUUUUCUUUCACGUCUCACCUGUAAUUUAUCUUUUCUCUCAUGCUUUCAUUGUGUAUUCCUUUCCCAGCUCUUCUGCCAAAGCGGUUGCGGUCUUUCUCUUCCAUUUCUCUCUCUCUCCAACACCUGUGAUCUAUGAUUUAUCUCCUUUUCCUUUAUUAUUCCUUUGCGAAACGUAUUUGUACAAGCAGGAAGCUGAAUGAUGUCAUUGGCGGGACGUGAUUGUUUUUGUGUGAUUCUAGUGCUCGUCUUUUUUAAACUGGUAUUUUUUAUACUGCGAGUGUGUGUGUGUGACAUGCCGUGUUUCUGAGACCAGCAUCGUAAGAGUGGGAAAACACACACACUUGCACUGACACCGUAUGGCCACUAGGGCUGGGCGAUCAUUCAUUCAUUUUCUUUUCGGCUUAGUCCCUUUAUUAAUCAGGGGUCGCCACAGUGGAAUGAACCGCCAGCUUAUCCAGCAUAUGUUUUACAUAUCGGAUGCCCUUCCAGCUGCAGACCAGUAUUGGUAAGGCUGGGCGAUCGAAUAUUAGCUUGUUUUAAUUAAAUUAUUUUAUUUUGGUUAUCAAUGCCAUAUGUUUACUAAAUAAAUUAAUAAUUACCAGUACCAAAAAAAUUCAACACUGUAAAAACAUAAUAAUUAUAAGUUGAAUCAAGCUUAUAAGCCUCACAGCAACAAGGUCGCUUGUUCAAGUUCUGGCUAGGUCAGUUGGCAUUUCUGUGUGGAGUUUUGCAUGUUCUUCCCGUGUUAGCGUGGG